This is a messenger RNA of Dinoponera quadriceps, 550 nucleotides long. RefSeq names its product ras-related protein RABG3d-like. The record is from RefSeq and is a predicted model, not a curated record. Gene Ontology annotation, molecular function: GTP binding; GTPase activity. Gene Ontology annotation, biological process: retrograde transport, endosome to Golgi. The annotation marks the transcript as partial. Gene Ontology annotation, cellular component: lysosome; phagocytic vesicle; late endosome. Lineage: Eukaryota; Metazoa; Arthropoda; Insecta; Hymenoptera; Formicidae. The transcript has a single exon.
AUGUCGUCCGCAAGCACGGAUUUCUCAAGCUGCAACGAGCGUGUGCAAAUCAAAGUAUUAAUUCUCGGCGAACGAGGCGUUGGGAUAACAUCAGAUGUAUGGAAAUUCGUGGGGAAUACUUGCGAAAAUGUAAGCAAAGGUAUCUUGCGCAAAUCUGUACGUGUCAACGACAAGCUAUACGAGUUGAACGUGUUUGACACCGUCGCCGUUGAAGAAUUUGGAGGAACACCACCAGUGUACAAGGACGUCGACAUGUGUCUUCUGAUGUAUGCAGCAAACGAUCUGUGUAGUUUCAGAAACGUGACGUAUUGGAUAUCCAAGUUCAAGAAAGAAGCGAACAUUAAAAAUGCAGAUGCGUUCUCUUUCAUCGUUGUUGGCAACAAGCAGGACGUCCCCGACUAUGCCAGACUAAUUUCAAGAAAAGAAGCGGAUGAUUGGUGCUGGAACAAUACUCUUUGGCACUCAGAAAUAUCAACCAAAGAGGAGCCCACCAUCAACCGAGUUGAUCCAUCUUCCGGAUCUCCGGCAGCAUUACAGAGUCUCGCUUCAC